This is a messenger RNA of Notodromas monacha, 1625 nucleotides long. NCBI's taxonomy places the organism in Eukaryota, Metazoa, Arthropoda, Ostracoda, Podocopida, Cyprididae. The record is from the annotation of a GenBank genome assembly.
AUGAUCUGCGCAGACGAAAGCAACGGGUUGGGAAGGAGGGGUUCGAGGCGUUGGGUUCAUUUGGAGUCCCUGGUUGAAAUCGAGUGGCCGAGUUUCGAAUCAACUCAUGCACAUGGUGGACCGUUGAGUUUGUUGGGUCCAGUGGACGGUAUUGAUAUGUGGGCAGCUUUAUCCGAAGACACUCCGUCUCCAAGAAAAGAGAUCCUCUUGGAUCUUGAUCCUAUUCUUGGGAAAUCUGCCAUCAGAGUUGGAAACUGGAAACUUGUAAAUGCGAUGGUAUAUUUGCUAGACCGAUCGGUGGGGAAAAUUGUGAAAGCCUUGGAAGACAAAGGAAUGCUGAAAAACUCGAUCAUUGUCUUCUCCACUGACAAUGGGGGUCCUGCCGGAGGAAUAAAUCGGAAUGCAGCUUCCAAUUGGCCAUUACGAGGGACGAAAGCAACGGGUUGGGAAGGAGGGGUUCGAGGCGUUGGGUUCAUUUGGAGUCCCUGGUUGAAGUCGAGUGGCCGAGUUUCGAAUCAACUCAUGCACAUGGUUGACUGGUUGCCCACUUUGUUUUCUGCUGCUGGCACGUGGGAAAAUGGGACAUACGACACGUGGUUUGGCCCCUCGGGUCACGAGGACAAGUCCUACUACGAAAUCACGACUUUGAAAUGUUCUUCGAAUUCAUCGGACAAAUACUGCUCUAAUCAGACGCCGAACAAACAAUCCUUUCGAAACUUCAUGAAAACCGGCGUCAAAAGAGGAAACGGGAAAACAUUUCCGAUGAGUCGCAAGGGAACCGUUCGUCCAAUGUUGGACAUUCGUCGACUGACUCGUCAUCACCAAAAUCCUAAAAGGUUUUCAGCAAAACGUGAUCCUCGUUUAGUUGUCGCUGUCGAUUGCGGUGAGAAGCCUCUGAAUGCGUCGACGAAUUGCGUACCGACGGAAAGCCCGUGUUUGUUUGACCUGGCGUCGGAUCCGUGCGAAUACAAUAAUUUGGCGAGUCAAUAUCCGGGAGUCGUGGAUGAGUUGUGGAGGAAGUUGAUGGCAUAUCAAGCAGCGAGUGUUGAGCCCAUUAACACACCGUCGGAUCCGCUAGCAAAUCCCAAGUACUGGGGUUACUUUUGGAGUAACUGGAAAGAUUUCUCGUGAAUUUGUGCAGUUUUUGUGUGUUGAUGUGUUCUUCCAGAAGCAGGGAAUAUGAAUGUGGUUAUCUUGUCGUUUUCUACAAUUCGUGCUUCUUCCUGACGGUGUUACAUAUUCGUGAGAGUGACAUCUUGUGAGACAAUCUAUAAACUGUGGGAGCGAGGAUGUUGUUACGCUGUGAAGGUGACUCGAAAAGUGGCUCCAGCAAAUUUUUUUUUCAUUCUGGCCCUCUGUAUUGUACAGUACAGUAUUGGGCAUGCAUUGAAUUGUUGUUCAGGAUAUUAAAACGCCUCUAGAAAGUUUUUAAAAAAUACAUCACCAAGUUUACCUGCAUUUGGAUUUUUAAUCCAAAAUUUUUACCAGUGGUUUCUCCAAGUUUCUUCUCACCAUGUUUGAAUUCCCAUACUGAGUAUUUUGUGUAUACAAGUUUUUCGUACUGUGCAGGUCUUCCAUUUAGGUAUGAUUAAUUACUGUAAAAUCGCAUUAUAACAAAUCCUUUG